This is a messenger RNA of Phytomonas sp. EM1, 1677 nucleotides long. The record is from the annotation of a GenBank genome assembly. Lineage: Eukaryota; Euglenozoa; Kinetoplastea; Trypanosomatida; Trypanosomatidae.
AUGACAUUAGAGCCCUACUGUAAGUGUAUCCUUUCUCAUUCUUCGAGAGAGCAACUCAUCAUUGAAUGCCCUGCUUUUGCACUCUAUCUUUAUCAACAUAUUGUUGCCACUCUCGGCUCCGGGAGCAUGGUGCCGGACCCCUUCGUGAACAGCUCACGGCAGGAUGGCGUCACGCAGCUUCUCUCGGCUCGAUCCCUGAGCGAGGUCUUUCGCUUGAUAUUUGAUGCUCCGACAGCACCGACGUCCGGCAUGGCGGAGCCCGAUCCCGCCAACAUCCUCCCACGCGAAUUAUUCUGGAAAACGUUUCGAAAGGCGCUGGAGUCGUCGUGGAUGCCACGCACGGGGCUCGACUUUGGGAAUUCCACCCCGACGCCCGGGGCGGUGCCUUCCGAUCUUCUCUUGGUGCACUUGGCAGGGAGGCCGCAUUUUUCCUUCCCUGUUCGCGUUCCCGACCUCUCCCCGGAUGGCAUUGGUAUCCCUUUGACGGCCGCUUCUCUUCGAAACGCGCUGAAAACGAGUCGGCGGUUUCUUCGCAGCGCGACGACGUGCGCGUUGGCGGGGUCGCUCGCCCCUCUCGGCGAAGGGAAGACGCAUCACGCACUCGGGGCGAUUCUGCAGCUCCGCCGCCUCGUUCCUCCGGCGGGCGCCGCCGAGGACGGCCGCGUUACCGCUGAAGGGUUGAACUUCUGCCUGAUGCCCCUCCCACAGCAGUGGUGGGUGCUCGUGAGUGGGGCGAUGGAUCGCGUGCUCGCCAUCGCGCGCGCAACCCCUUCCGCCUCGGAAGCGGAGGUGACGAUGCCGCGGCUUUGGCAACUUCUCGCCAUUCUCGCGGCGUUGGAUGGGGUGCGGUAUAUGUACGCCUUCCCGAGCAAAACGGAGGAUCUCGCGGGGUAUCUUCUGCUCGCGCGGCUCGCCGAGGUGGGGCUCGCAUACCCGGUGCAGACGACCGCCGGUUCUCGCUGUUUCGUGCUUUCCCCGCACUUCCAUCACGCCUUGGGCUGGCGGGCGACGGCGCCGUUGUGUUUGACGGCGAUGCUCCACGACGACGCGGCGGCCGCGGCGAACGCCCGGGCGGUGCGGCGGGAGGAUACCGAUACCAUCAUCACCGAAACCAAUUUUCGACUCUACGCCUACACCCGCAACCCCGAUUUGAUUCGCAUUCUCGAUCAGUUCGCCGUGCGGGAGGAGGAGGUGGAGGGGCUGCUGCUGUGUUAUCGCAUCACGCGGGAGUCUUUUGCGGCCGCACUGCGAAAAGGGCUCACGGCGGCGCAGAUUCUUCAGUUUUUAUCCCUCCGCGCACACCCCAGCAUGCUUCAAAAGUACGGCACCAAAGACGGCGACCUGGCGACGGCCUCGACCUCGACCACAGGGCGUGAGGGGCCUGUGAUUCGGACCGGCGCCGCGUCCGAGGCGGAUGCCGCUGACAGCGGAUUUGCCAUCCCGCAGUCGCUCUGCGAUCAGUUGUAUAUGUGGGAAAGUGAGUGUAACCGCGUCGUGUUCAAGAAGCAUCUGGUGCUGCUCAAGUGCUUGUCAUCUGAUCAGCAACGACUUUUGCAAGACUUUCUGGGUGAAAUGGGGAAGUCGGAUGCCAUUGUGCACAUGGAGCCAGGAUACAUGGUCUUGCAUGAAGAGGUUUAUAACCAAUUUAUUGCCGGGGCUGUGGCUGAGGUUCAAUAG